Adineta ricciae is the source of this 918-nucleotide messenger RNA. The record is from the annotation of a GenBank genome assembly. NCBI's taxonomy places the organism in Eukaryota, Metazoa, Rotifera, Eurotatoria, Adinetida, Adinetidae.
AUGGUUCUAACACCAUUAGUUCAUUGUCGGCUACCAGUUAGUUUUCAUUCAUUACUUUUAUCAUCCAUAUUUAUAUCACGUUUCCUAGAAAAAUCACUUACUUAUCUAUCUACCACCUACCUGUUGCCGUCUGGAUAUCGUCGAAAGCGGGGCGUACAGAGUUUCAGCAACCGUCAACAAACCUCCAUUCAGCUGACAGCAUCAAUAGAUGCUACUCAAAAUUCUAUUUCGAUCUUUGGUAUGACCUUGUCAGUUGGCAAUGGUAUGAAAGGCCGUCGCCGUCGCGACAUUCAAUGUGAUAGAACUACUCGUUCAGGUAAUGCUAUUGUUUUUGGAAUUGAAUUGCGCUCUCCACCAACGGAACCAUGUCAAACGUUGAUUUGUCAAAUCAAUCUGUUUAAAAGUAUUCACAAUAGUUUUAAUACUACAUCAAAUGUUGUCAUCACGGCGGACGAUGGAACUCCUCUGAACUUAGAACUUUGCCAGGUUAAAAAUCUUCCAGAUGGCAAUGCUCAAACUGAUGAUAAGCCUAUCGUUAUCAACGAUGGUGAGUACUUCGUUUCUGUCACUAUUUUCCGUGAAAUUGCACCGAUCAGCAUGAAAUAUGUCACUAGUAGUACCAAUACUGUUUUACAAUCAACACAAACAUCUACAACACUAGUCAGCACAUAUACAAUGACGUCAACAGUAUCCACAACAAUGACAUCAACUAUUCUAAACUGCAAUAGUGCUACUUGCUGUCAUGCUAAUAGUUCUUGUGUUUCUUGUAUUUAUAAUGGUGUUUCGGCUUUUUGCUACCAUGGUGGGCUUAUGAAUGCCACUACUUCUGGAGUAUAUAAUACUAGCAGUCUUAGCCAGUGUAAUCUGGAUGUGAAUAAUGGUUAUAAUGCCUAUAAUUAUGCUGUUGCCGUUUGCUGA